This is a messenger RNA of Acaulospora morrowiae, 276 nucleotides long. NCBI's taxonomy places the organism in Eukaryota, Fungi, Glomeromycota, Glomeromycetes, Diversisporales, Acaulosporaceae. The record is from the annotation of a GenBank genome assembly.
AUGGAAAAAAAGGAGCUAGAUUUUACUCACAGAAAGAGUGGAGACAAUGAAACACUGCCUGGUAACAACGGUGAAAUUGCUGAGGGAUUUAGUAAUAUGUCUGGUAACGAAAAAUCGGUGUCAAAGGACAUUGCUCUCAGCGAAGGUGGAAUUUCACCGGUCAACUCAUCAAAAAAGCAUGUGGCGACCAAAUUGUAUAUAGACAAUGAAGUUGAAACAGGAAAGGAAACCAGCAUAUUCCGGAAACUUAUCAAGAUGGUUACAAAUAAUAUGCAG